Gasterosteus aculeatus aculeatus (three-spined stickleback) is the source of this 4146-nucleotide messenger RNA. NCBI's taxonomy places the organism in Eukaryota, Metazoa, Chordata, Actinopteri, Perciformes, Gasterosteidae. The record is from RefSeq and is a predicted model, not a curated record.
UCACACUGCAAAACGCUUCACAAUAAGCGUCCCGCGUUUCUCUCUCUCCCCCCCCCGCUUCUCCCCCGCUACGUGUUUUAACGUGACGCCCUGCCGUUAGCCGUAAUGGCUAAACGUCAGCGGUUUGGAGCUCAACGGAAAAGAAGCGGUCCUCUGCCCGCGGGAGGGGGGUGAUAAGACACCUAACUUUGGUGUGGGGGGGUUAUUUUAUCCGCUACUGAACUGGUGAAACUGGCCCGAGUGUAACUGGGAAUGGCCCGCUAAGCCAGUCCGGUAGCAUCGGCUUGAAAAUGACGCAAAACGGCGUUUCUCCUUUAGUUGGGUGACCGUUACGUUCAGCUGGAGAAAUGUGACAGCGAUAAUAAUAAUAAUAAUAAUAAUAAUAAAAAGUGUUACUGCAGCGUCUAUUUGCACAAAUAACUAAACGUUAGCAGACACAGCAGGUCUUCUGGGUAAUUUAGAUCCUCUGCAAAAGAAAAAGUAAGAAUGACUUAAUGCUAAAGUUGUUAUUGCUCGGCUUAGUUUAUGUUGAAACCAGUAGCUCAACGUAAAUAAAUGAUGGGUUAUAAUUAUUAAUACUAAUUAAUUCUUCAUUUUUGGACGCUUCGACUGUUGCAAAGCGGGUUGCUAUUGUUAUCUUGCAGGCUGAAAAACAUCAACAUUAAAGUGACAUCUUUCUCAAUAAAAAUUGUUUUAUUGUUGUUUUUCAUCCUCAGCGAAGACAGAAAAACGUUUUAUUUUGACUUUGCACAUGUAAAAGUUUAUUUAACUUUGUUAUCUUAAUGCUAAUGCGAUCUAACCAACAUUCUUGGUGCUGAAAUCCAGUUUGUUGUGCUCCAACUUUGUUUCUAUUUUAAAUACGUUUAUCCAUUUAUUACAUUUUUUUUCAGAUGACCAAACUCCUGGAUCGCUGUUGUAAGAAAGCAGCCCCCCCCUGUAAUCUACCCUGAGUGCGAUGGCGACCUGCGAAGAGGUCACCGUGUCCAUGUCGGAGGUGGAGAUGGUGAAGGCCGAGGGCGAAGGAGACCCCGACGACCCGAAUAAGACUCAGGUCAUCCUCCAGCUCCAGCCGAUCGCCACCGGGGAGGAAUCGGCUGAAACCGACGCAGCCGUCAUAACCGUUGAAGCGAACGCGGAACAAGCCGACAGAGAGAACGUGGAGAUCGGCUGUCCCAUAACAUGCGGCGACUGCAAGGCUCUGUUGCUCGUGAAGAAAUUCGUGUGCCCGGGAAUCAACGUGAAAUGCGUGAAGUAUGAAGACCAGCUGAUCAGCCCGAAGCAGUUUGUGCACAUUUCUGGAAAAGCCACUCUGAAAGACUGGAAGAGAGCCAUCAGGAUGGGUGGGGUCAUGCUAAGAAAGAUGAUGGAUUCGGGUCAGCUGGACUUCUACCAGCACAGCACGCUGUGCACCAACACGUGUCGCAGCACCAAGUUUGACCUCUUGAUCAACAACACGCGCUUUCCUCCCGACGGCUCUGGACUCACCACGCCCACGUCCUCUCAAGCCCAGGUUGUCCUGGGUAAUGGCGGGACAGUGAGCGACGACAGAGCGGAGGUUCUGAGAGGGAAGAUGGACUGGAUCUCAAGCUCGCUGGAGGCCGCUGAGAAGAAGGAAUCCAAUGAGAUCUCAGACACGCUGAACUUCUGGAAAGGCAUCCCCGACGUGGGUCUGCUUGGGGAAGUGGUGACCAACAUCAGCGCCGAACUGGUGGAGCUGCUGAACGGCGUGCAGCAGCGCAAAGAAACCGCUGCCCUGCAGGACACAGAGGUGGCGGUGCUCAGUAACCUCGCCCAAGUGUUCGGCCUGCUCGACUCCGUCAAGAAGACGCUGGAGAGCCGCCGGGAGCAGACGGACCCCGGCCAGGAGCAAGUCCUCAGCACGCUCGCCAACCUGGAGGUGCAGUUGGAAGACCAGAGGAAGCAGCAGCAGGUGCGAGCUCUCCUCUCCUGCCCGCAGCCGGCCAAAAGCAAAACCCCCGCCAAGCGCCCGACCAAGCGGCCUCGUCUCCAGAGGCCCGCCUCCACCGCCACCCUGCUGACGUCGCCCAUCGGCCAGCAGGCGUCCAUGCAGCCGCAGCAGUUCACCGUUCUCUCCCCCAUCUCGCUGUCCUCGGUGGGUCAGCCCUUCACCAUGGCGGGCCUGCCCAUGGCCUCCCUGGGGCAGUCGUCCAACACCGUCACCCUGCUCCCCGCCGGCUCGCAGCUCUUCACCCGCUACAUGCUCACCGGAGACGGCAAGGGGGACACCAUCACCCUGCACCCGUCCUCGGGCCUCACGCUGGUGGGCACCGCCAACAUGCAGGACUCGGGCCAGUUGGGCACGGUGGUGAGCCCCCUGGAGCUGCUGCAGCUGAGCCAGCAGGCCGGCGGGGCGGAGAUGGUGCCCUUGGAAGGCCAGGUGGUGGACGGCGGCAUGCUGGUGCAGCAGCAGCAGCAGCAGGAGGUGGUGGUGCACAGCGAGGUGGAGGCCGGCCACGAGCACACGGUCAUCGAGAUCAACCCGGCGCCGAUGGAGCAGGCGGUGGGAGUGAUGGAGCUGCAGCUGACGGGGGGGGCGGGCGAGGACGGGGCACAGAGCGCGAUGGAGGUGACGAUGGCCGCGGAGGGGGAGGAGACGCAGUGCCAAAUGCAGGAGGUGCAGACUGGGGGGGUUGAGGGGCUGCAGCUGGACGCUAGCGGACAGCUGUCUAGUGUGCAGAUAGUGGUGAUCGACGAAAACACUCAGGAAGAAAACAAGGUGCAAUGAGACGCGCCUCCGAUUUUAUCCAGAAGAGCGGCGGCGGACUCGUGCUGAGCCGUCACAGACUUGUGAAUCUGUAAAUAUGCAGAGUCUCCAACGUCCACAGUUUGCCUUGGCCUAAGACCAAGCUCUAGAGGUAGCCAUUGUUUCUUUUUUCCCUUUGGUUUGUGUGUACGUGCUCCUCACAACUCGUAGUUGUUUUUAUCUAAACAAAGAGGCACCACAGCGAAGAACACACCGUAUGUAUCGGUCGGAUAUGAAUUAUGAAAUGAAGUAUGUUUUGGGUUUCUGUCACCGAGUGCGAUUUGGGGGGGAAUGUGUCAACAUUUCAAAACCGAAGUGAGCUGGACGAGAAUCCGACUCUUCAGCCUCGUACUACUUAUCCCUCUCUGCCAACUGCCCAACAUAAAAUAAACACGCAAAACACAAUCAUUGAGAGCUUAAAGAGCGGCGGAGUUUUCUCGUGUCUCACAUGUUGUCAACUUGGGAAAAGAAAGCCCCGUAACUAUACGUAGAAGUUACUCAGCCUGAACUGUUUCCAUGUUUACAACCUGUCUGAUGUAAGUGUAACUUCAUUUAAGAGUCCACCAAACCCAACGGAUACUAUGACCAAACCCACCACAAACAUCCCAGUGUUAGUUAAUUGGAAUCAUCCUUCAAGCCUCCGUGAACAGCCUGAAGACGAGAGCAGGCAGCUGUGAAGUCCACAUAGAGAGCUUCAUGGAUUGCCGGUUUUCCUGUUGAUCGGACUCUUUACCAGUAACAGUGUUUGCUGUCACUCCAGGACGAAUUGCACUGUUGUGUCAGAACGUCACAUUCAAGCUGUUUUUUUUUUUUUUUUGCACCGUGCGACGUCCUUUUAGGGCGUUUGUUCCAAACGAGGCCCGAUUUCUCCGCAGCUCUGGAGAAUUUGGCCGCACUGUGUGGCAGGUUUUUUUUUUUUUUUUAUAGGUUAAAUGACAGACUGAACUCCUCUCACUGGAAUUGCAUCGCUAUAUAUGCACUUAUUCUCUCUGUGGUUUUGUUCUCCCCGAUUUCAUUCACACGCUCCAUGUGUGGAUUAUUUUCAUUUUGGGCUUUUUCUCAGUUGUGUGAGCUACUGGUCUGAUUGUUUGAGUCAUCAUAAAAAAUAUAUAUAUAUAUAAAUAUAUAUAUAUAUAUAUACACACACACUUAGUAUGCCUGUAUUUUUCACUUGUAAAGUAGUGUAUUUAUUAGUUUCCGAACUGAAGAUGUGAGCUUCUCUUUUUAAGGCGCAAACAGGGAUUCAUUUAUCCUCACACCAACAAAAACCUAUUCGAGACUCGGGCACUUCCCAUAAUUUAAUUUAACAGAUGAGGCUAUUUACAUACUGACUUUGUAAUGUGUUUUAAUAUCCGAUUAAAACAGAAGGAAAAAAAAAAACA